AUGGCCUCGCCCAAAAAUGAGCGAGUCUUUGAGCCCAAUGCGUCCAUUGUGCUUAUCGGUUGCCGCGGGGCUGGGAAGCGCACCUUGGGUUUCAUGGGCGCCCUUCACCUCCGGCGACGUCUGGUGACAGAGGACCAUUACUUCGAGAAGCUCACGGGCUUGACCCGGGGCCAGUACCUUGCCAGGCACGGCAGGGAGCACUUCGCUCGCCAGAACAUCGAUGUAUUCAAGCGGAUGCUCGACAACAACCGGACAGGGUGCAUUAUCGAGUGUGGCAUGAGCAGUCUCAGCGCCGAGGCCCAGGAUGCCCUCCGGGCCUACUUGACGACGCACCCGGUAGUGUAUGUCCACCGCGAGAAGGAGCAGAUCUCAAGGUUGAUGGAUGCCGCCGAUGCCAAGCAAUUGCUGGACGCCGAUGCCAACCACAGGACUUGCUCAAACUACGAAUAUUACAACCUGUAUGACCCUUCCAACCCCACCGCCGCUUCGGGGACAGUUUCCGGAACGGGCACGCCGAUCAUAAACGGCAGACGACCGGGACCAUCAAAACUCCUCCACGCCCAAGCAGAUUUCACGAGGUUUCUUGACAUCAUUACAGGACGCGGCGCAACCAAAGCAUGGUUGGAGAGUCCCUUCUCCGUUGCUGCAAUCCCCCCAGAGUUCCGCUCUCACUCUUACGCCCUGCGGCUCCGGCUGUCAUAUCUGAUGGACAUGGACCUGGAAUGGGAGGACUUCGAGGCAAGGGCAGACUGCAUCGAGCUGAUCAUCGACCAUUGGCCCAACGACCUCCUCAAUGUUGUCGCAAGACAGGUCGCUCUGAUCAGGAGGAAGCUGGGCGUACCCAUCAUCUACCAUGUCGAGGAGGACCCUCGCGGGGAGCGACGGAGGCCACCGGAGGAGAAGCAGGUCAUGGACGCCGAGCUGUUGGAAUUGGGUCUCCGGCUUGGCGUGGACUAUGUCAGCGUUGACCUGCAGCGCGACGCCGCCUUGGUGGAUCGCGUGUUGCGGCGCCGUGGACGAUCCAAGGUCAUCGGGAACUACUGGUACAUGGGUUUUGGGGCGCCCGCGUGGCAGGACGAAAGGCAGCUCGAGAACUAUAAGCGGGCCCAGGCUCUAGGUUGCGAUGUGAUCCGGAUGGUACGGUUCUGCACCAACGACAGCCCAGUUGAAUUCUUGGAGACGUUCAAAAGGCGCUUAGAACAAGAAGUCCCGGACCCCAAGCCGCCGCUUGUGGCAUACGACUUCUCCGUCCUCGGCGUAAGGACACCUCUACAGACUAAGAUUCUGGCCCCGGUAAAACACCCAGAUAUGGAAAACGAGCGGGACCACCUCGCAACCGUAUCAACCGCCGGCCAGUCCUUCGAACUCCUCUUCCGCCAAUUCCUCCUUGAUCCUCUCCAGUUCUACGUCCUCGGCUCCAACGUCUCCUAUUCCCUCUCCCCAGCCAUGCACAGCGCAGCGUACGACUUCUCAUACAUGCCGCACACCUUCCAAGCCGUCACCUGCUCCACGCUCGACGGCCUCAACCAGAUUUGCUCAUCCGACUCCUUCGGCGGUGCCUGUCUCACCGCCCCAUUCAAAGUCGCCAUCAUGCCCUGUCUCAAAGUGAAAAGUCACCACGCCACCGCCAUCGGGGCUGUUAAUGUCCUACUCCCCCUGCGCGGUCGCACGAGCGCCAUUCUCGAUCACGCAAACUCGCGCAACAAGGCUGGGCCGGCUCGAGACUUCUUUGGCGACAAUACCGACUGGAGCUCCAUCAUGACCUGCAUCAGGCGAACCAUCAGCCCGCGCAACCACGUGCAGCCGUCCAAGACAACGGGCCUGGUGAUCGGCGCGGGUGGCAUGGCGCGGGCCGCCAUCUACGCGCUGUAUCAGCUCGGCUGCCGCAACAUCUUCAUCUACAACCGCACCGUGAGCAACGCUGCGGCGGUCGCGAGGCACUUCAAUCAGUGGGCCGCCACCCAAACGCAGGCUGUGCCAACGGCGGCGGCGACAAACGGCGGCAGCCCGCAGAGGAAUGGCACGCCGCCGCCACCUUCGGCACGCGAGAUAUGCCGCGUCCUCCCUUCGCUGUCCAGCCCAUGGCCGCAGGACUACCAGCUGCCCACCAUGGUGGUCUCCUGUGUCCCCGCCACCAGCAUGGACGGCAACCCGCCAGCCGAUUUCGUCAUGCCCCUGGAUUGGUUGCGUAGUCCCACGGGAGGUGUCGUCGUUGAGCUGGCCUACGAACCCCUGAUUACCCCCCUCGUUGCGCAGAUGCGCGCCGUCCGCGACAACAUGUGUCCGUCCUGGGUGGUGGUGGGCGGGCUGGAAGUGGUGGCCGAGAUGGCCAUCGAGGCAUUUGAGCUUAUGACGGGCCGCAUGGCGCCGAAACGGCUUAUGAAGGAGGUCUGUCGGAAGACGUGGGAGGGCCAGCAACAGCAGUAG
Chaetomium strumarium is the source of this 2427-nucleotide messenger RNA. RefSeq lists its product as uncharacterized. The transcript has 2 exons. The record is from RefSeq and is a predicted model, not a curated record. Gene Ontology annotation, molecular function: shikimate 3-dehydrogenase (NADP+) activity; 3-phosphoshikimate 1-carboxyvinyltransferase activity; 3-dehydroquinate dehydratase activity. Gene Ontology annotation, biological process: chorismate biosynthetic process. Bases 1 to 2427 code for a protein of 808 amino acids. NCBI's taxonomy places the organism in Eukaryota, Fungi, Ascomycota, Sordariomycetes, Sordariales, Chaetomiaceae.